This is a messenger RNA of Limanda limanda (common dab), 1219 nucleotides long. It is a transcript of the gene pkig, whose product is annotated as protein kinase (cAMP-dependent, catalytic) inhibitor gamma. Gene Ontology annotation, biological process: negative regulation of cAMP-dependent protein kinase activity. Gene Ontology annotation, cellular component: cytoplasm; nucleus. The transcript has 3 exons. Gene Ontology annotation, molecular function: cAMP-dependent protein kinase inhibitor activity. Bases 383 to 619 code for a protein of 78 amino acids. NCBI's taxonomy places the organism in Eukaryota, Metazoa, Chordata, Actinopteri, Pleuronectiformes, Pleuronectidae. The record is from RefSeq and is a predicted model, not a curated record.
AACAGCUGUUCGAAGACACAAGCUUUUCCUCGUUGUUCGCCGUCGGUGCCAUGAGAAACCCCCCCGCAGGAGGAGGAGGAGGAAGAGGAGGAAGAGGAGGAAGAGGAGGAGGCUGUUAACGAGUCUCCAGCACACGGUCCCUGAUCCAUCACAUCCACCGGCCCAGCUCCGGCUCCGGUUCCAGAUCCAGCUCUAGCUCCUGCUCCGGAUCCUACUCCGGCUCCACCUCCUGGUUCCACCUCCUGGUCCUGCUCCUGGUCCGGAUCUCGGUCUCGUCCUAACUGGGAACUUCCCUUCGGAUCCAUGGUGUCAGACCCCCGGUGUGACCAGUGGAGAAGCGGAGGAGACCCCAAGGUGUAAUGAGAGCGCUGGUCAUGGACAGAUGAUGGACGUGGAGACGUCGUACUCGGACUUCAUCAACUGCGAUCGCACAGGCCGCAGGAACGCAGUGCCCGACAUCGAAGGGGAGGAGAAAUCCACGGCCAGCACCAGUGAACUGAGCAAGGACCUGGCUGGGAUGGACCUGAAGGCCGCAGAAGGAGACCCGGGGGCCGCCCCAGCCCCUGAGGCCGAGGGCGCCACCAGCCAAGAUGCCCAGGGAAGCGGAGGCCCGUCCUAGUCCGCCCCCCCCCCCCGGGCGGAGACUGAUGGGGGCCGAGCGGAGGAGAGAAGGGUGGAAAGGAGAGAAAGUGGAGAACGGAAAGAGAGAGUGUUUUUUCCGAGCGGACACGAGACCCCUGGGCUCAGCGCCGGCCGAGUCGCAGCUUCCACUGCUCUGGAUCUGGAUCUUUUCAUUGGACUCUGUUGAAACAUGAGGACCAGAACAGAAGCGACAGUGGAGACUUGUCUUCUUCUUCUUCUUCUUCUUCAGACUCUGUUUCUCGUUUGUUUCCCCCGACCGGACGAGAAAGCUCAGAAACUCUGGAUUCACGUCUGAGGAGAUGGACUCAAACACCGUUCCAAACUAAUAUGGAGCCGUGUCAUCGAGUGAAUAUUCAUAAUCAUCUACGUGUCUUUUUCUUUUUCAUGUCCGUGUGUGAGUUUGUGACCCUGUUGUUCGGUUUCACCAUCGAGUCUUUCCUCUUUUUUCUUUUUGUAACAAACAUAGUCGCAGUUAAAACUUUCGUGUGCGGACUUCAUAUUUAUUGCUAAAUGUUCAGUGAUAACUUUGUGAUAGCAAUUUUUCUUUGUGUAAUAAAAUAACUAUGAACUACUGCAA